AAGUUUUCCGGUGAUUUCCUUAACCAUCAUGGCUUCGUCGGAGGGAUUAGCAAGCGUUGACCCUUGGUCAUUCCGUCAAAACUUCAACAUCGAUUCAUGGCUAAUCUAUGAUUCCUUCUCUCACGAUAGUGAUUUACUCGCUAAAGCUCUUCACAGAUCCAUCUCCACUUCCACCGAAUCAUCUCCUCUUUCUCCUUCAUCUUUCUUCGAUUCUUCAACCACCGCCGUCUUAGUCUCCGAUCUUUCUCCUCCUCAAACUCUCUCCAACGUCUCUUUCGGCUCAGAUCUAGAAAUCUCCGCCGUCGGCGGUGCUCUCGGUGGAGCGAAACGAAAACGUGGUCCUGGUGCUGCUAUUGGUUCACAGAUUUGGGCUCUGUUUCAGCUCCUAUUGGUUCGUUUCAUCAUCAUCAGUCAAGUGCUGCUACAACGACGGCGAACGUUGGUGGUGGUAGUGGUGGCUCCGCCGUGGAAUUGGAUAGUUACCCGAGCUUCCCAACACUUGAAUCAUGGAAAGUUAUGUGAUCGAUCUUAGUGUUUGUAGAUUUAAUCUUCUUUUUUUCUUGUAUUUCUCUUUUGUUAUGAAGAAUCUUGUUUUCGUCCUUAGCUUUUGCAGCUAUGGAGUCUCUUGUUCAUACUUUUGGGGAAAUCAAAUGGUUAAUGGAAAAAAGCUUCUGUUUUUUAUUAAUUACUGCAAUAAUAUGUUAAUUUUAAU
This is a messenger RNA of Arabidopsis arenosa, 712 nucleotides long. The record is from the annotation of a GenBank genome assembly. NCBI's taxonomy places the organism in Eukaryota, Viridiplantae, Streptophyta, Magnoliopsida, Brassicales, Brassicaceae.